Molecule: messenger RNA, 2500 nt
Organism: Cricetulus griseus (Chinese hamster)
Lineage: Eukaryota; Metazoa; Chordata; Mammalia; Rodentia; Cricetidae
Source: RefSeq, a predicted model, not a curated record
UGCCGCCGCGCCCUUCUCUGGGCGUCGAGAUUCCCUGUUUUUGCGGCCCCGCCCAGGCGGCUGCCCGUGACCUGCCUGGGCGCGGGGAACGGGAAGUCGGAAAGGCUAAGAGGAGUCCAGCUCGUCAUGGGGCUGUUUGGAAAAACCCAGGAGAAGCCUCCCAAAGAGCUGGUCAAUGAGUGGUCAUUGAAGAUCAGAAAGGAAAUGAGAGUUGUUGACAGGCAAAUAAGAGAUAUCCAAAGAGAAGAAGAGAAAGUAAAACGGUCUGUGAAAGAUGCAGCCAAGAAGGGCCAAAAGGAUGUCUGUGUGGUUCUGGCCAAGGAGAUGAUCAGGUCAAGGAAGGCUGUGAGCAAGCUCUAUGCAUCCAAAGCGCACAUGAACUCUGUGCUCAUGGGGAUGAAGAACCAGCUUGCGGUCCUAAGAGUAGCUGGUUCCCUGCAAAAGAGCACAGAAGUGAUGAAGGCUAUGCAGAGUCUUGUGAAGAUCCCAGAAAUCCAGGCCACCAUGCGGGAGCUGUCCAAAGAGAUGAUGAAGGCUGGAAUCAUAGAGGAGAUGUUAGAGGACACAUUUGAGAGCAUGGAUGAUCAGGAAGAAAUGGAAGAAGCAGCAGAAAUGGAGAUCGACAGAAUCCUCUUUGAAAUCACAGCAGGAGCCUUGGGCAAAGCGCCCAGCAAAGUAACCGACGCCCUUCCUGAGCCUGAACCUUCAGGAGCGAUGGCUGCUUCAGAAGAGGGAGAGGAUGAGGAGGAUGAAGAGGACCUAGAGGCCAUGCAGUCCCGACUGGCCACACUCCGAAGCUAGGGCCACCCAGUUGGGGCCUCAUCUCUGGUGCCCUCCUCUAGGUGUGGGCACGGCCUCUGAGGAGUCACCAUUUUCCUGUAUCUCUUGCACUACACCUCUGUUGUGAAGCAUUGCAUUUUGGAGAGGGUUCUAUGCUAGUGUAUCUUCACUGUCUGCAGAGGUUUUAAGGAUUGUUUUAUGAAGGUGGUACAAUCAAAUGCAUUCUUUUCAAGACCAUAAAUAGAAGCAUCUUUCUUGGGGGAGGGGAAGAAUCCCGUUUUCUCAUGAAGCAGUUCUGAGAAGAGUCAGUUGAAUGUUGAUGACUCUCUACUGGUGUGUAUGUGUAAAAUGCCGCUUAAGUGGAUAUCAAUAAACUUCUACUGUAGCUCUUGGUCUCAUUGUAAAUGUCACAUGCAGUGGACUCAAGGUGUUGAUCUCCCAGAUGUCUCAGUGUUGGCCUUGGAAAGAGGAAGUGCCAUCGCCAGGCAGCAGAACAUGGGAGCUCAGCAGAAGUGCCUUCUGCUCAGGAGCUGCUGGUCCUGAUCACUACAGACAGGUUUUGGGGGCCACUCUGAUGCAGUUGUCAUCUGUUUAACCAAUGGAUGUUGGUAAUACAUUGUGUUGGCCGGAUGACUUACCCAUUCUUGCUUGGAGCCAAGUGUCUUGCAUACAGGGACAUGUCUAACCAUGAACAGCAAGAGCUAACCAGCAAGCAGCUUUGCUUAUGCAUUAAAACACACACACCAGACCAUGCUUGAGAUGCACUGAGAAAUAACCUGGCAGUUGCACUUUUUGACAGUUUGAAAAGCUCUUUGGCAUGCAUGGUCUCAUGCAGUCUUCACAAAUAAGAUAGCAGUUUGCUGAAGUCACAAACACAAUGGCCUGUGUCUACCAUUAUUGUGGUACAGAAUGGCUUUGCUACCCCCAAACAACCCUAUGUGCUGUGUUCAUCCCCUCUCUGAUCCCAUGGCAUCCAUUGAUCCAUUUAUUGUCUCCAUGGGUUUUCCUUUUCCAGCCUUUCAGACUCUUCCCUCAUGUGAUAAUAGGCAUUUAAGUUUCCUCUGUGUGGGUUCAUGACUUAAUUGUUUAGCUCUCCUCACUGAGCAGCAGUCUAUUUUCUGGAUAUACCACAACUUGUCCUGAAGGGCAUGUGGACUAAGCCUGAAGCAAUGUCUACAGCAGUUUUUUCCUGUGUGUGUGUUUCUAUUUCCUAUGGAUACCAGGGAGCUCAACCAUGGGAUCGUGUGGUCAGCACAAACUUGGUGCUGUAAGAGGCUACACCAGCCUUGCAUAGCACACACUGUCCACCUCCUAGGAGGAAGAGCUCUGCCACUCUGCAUCCUUGGAAGCAUUUGUCAUGAGCAAUUUCUGUUGGGUUGGUAUCUUGUCAAUCUGUAAUAUCUGAUGAAGUACUCUGGGCACCUGUUUUCGUACUUGCCUUCUCUGUAUUUUGUUUGAAAAUGAUGAUAUAGUGGCCUUGAACUCAUGACCUCUCUGCUCUACCACCAUGCCCAGCUUGCCACCUGUAUUUCUUUACCGUUGGUGUUUGUUCAUUUUAUAAACUGGAUUGUUUUCUGAUUAUUCAAUUUUAAGGUCCUCUUACAUAUUUUGGACCGAUUGUCUAUCAGAUUUUAUCCUAUUCUCCUGUCUGUUCUCUCAUUGUUGACAGUUGCUCAAAGCUGAAAUUUUUUACUUUUAAUAAAACCCUGCUUCUUGAUUA